This is a messenger RNA of Hermetia illucens (black soldier fly), 4187 nucleotides long. It is a transcript of the gene oxt, whose product is annotated as xylosyltransferase oxt. NCBI's taxonomy places the organism in Eukaryota, Metazoa, Arthropoda, Insecta, Diptera, Stratiomyidae. The record is from RefSeq and is a predicted model, not a curated record. Bases 252 to 2927 code for a protein of 891 amino acids. Gene Ontology annotation, cellular component: membrane. The transcript has 4 exons. Gene Ontology annotation, molecular function: protein xylosyltransferase activity. Gene Ontology annotation, biological process: heparan sulfate proteoglycan biosynthetic process; chondroitin sulfate proteoglycan biosynthetic process.
AAAGACAUUCAGUGGAACUUCUGUCACACAACUUUUUGAUUAAUAUUCGGUCCGGUCGCAUCAAAUUUUGUGUGUACAAGUUUUUCUAGUGUUUACUGAUGUGUUUUAUUGUUUACUAAAUAAUAACGAAAAACAACUGUGUUCUACAAAUAUCUGCCAUGAAAUUAUAAUGAAACCCCACUCGAGACGACGCGAUAUUACCAAUGGUUAUCAUCUAGUCCAUAGUCCUUCAGUUGCUCUUCACGACAAUAAUGUCUGAGAUUCUGGCCAUACGCCUUUUGAGACGCUACAAGCCCUUCUUUCUCGUGGGCUUCCUCAUACUCUGCAUUCAAAUAUUUCUUGCCUACAAGUCGUUACGGAUACCUCAGCUUGCCCGGCAGCAUGACGGCAAGUCAAAAAGUCUAAUGGAUAUCGGAUCGAAGAAUUCCAGGAACUACAAUUCGGUGGCGGAUGACGAGGAUGCGAAUAAUAGUAAUUUGAACGCCGUUGCCAGGGGUAGACAGAAAUCUGGGGCGCCAGUUGCACUUGAUGCGAAUGCCCUUGGCUUCCAAGCAAGCUGCGAAAUCACCGACAAUCAAGCGGUUUCCGCGUUGCAACGUGCAAAAACUAAGGAUUGUAGGAGGCGAAUAGCGGACAUAAGAUGCAGCAUACAACGCGGAGAAUUUUAUGCAAGUCGACUGCCAAACUAUUGCCCGGCGGGGAAUCAUGUAGCCGGCCGAUCGCUGGGUUGCUAUAAAGAUGAGAAGGAGUUCCGACUGCUCACUGGAUACUACAUAAAUUUCAAGACCAAUAACUCGCCUCGGAAGUGUAUAUAUUUGUGCCUUCAGUCAGGAUUUCCUUAUGCUGGAGUACAACAUGGAACUGAAUGCUUUUGCGGCAAUGAUGAGCCCAAGUCAUCUGCAAAAUUACCAGAUCCGAGUUGUAAUAUGAAAUGUUCAGGAGAUUCGAAGGAGUCUUGUGGUGGAUAUUUCACAAUGAACGUUUUUGAGACUGGAAUAGCAAGAUUUCGGCCUCAACCUGCAGAAACCGUUGCUCCAAUGGGUGCCGAGCCCGUGCGCGUUGCAUUUUUGCUUACACUAAAUGGUCGUGCCUUGCGUCAAGUUCACCGACUAAUCAAAGCACUUUAUUCGCCUAAUCAUUUCUUCUAUAUACACGUUGAUUCGCGUCAGGAUUAUCUUUAUCGCGAGCUGCUCAAUCUGGAGGCUAGUUUCCCAAAUAUCCGCCUUGCUCGCCGUCGUUUCUCGACGAUUUGGGGUGGCGCUUCUUUGCUCACAAUGCUUUUACAGUGCAUGCGCGAUUUAUUUGCCUCAGAUUGGCAGUGGGACUUUGUCAUUAACCUGAGCGAAAGUGAUUUCCCAGUGAAAACAACCGAGCGUCUCAUUAAAUUUCUAACAGCCAACCGUGGUCGCAAUUUUGUCAAGUGUCACGGUAAGGAAACACAAAGAUUCAUUCAAAAACAAGGAUUAGACAAGACAUUCGUUGAAUGUGAAAAUCAUAUGUGGCGAAUUUCGGAUCGUGAAUUGCCAGACGGGAUUCAAUUUGACGGAGGAAGUGAUUGGGUUGGAUUAUCACGCAACUUUGUUGAGUAUUUAACAAAGCCUGAUCAGGAUGAGAUGUUGGCUGGAUUGCUGAAAGUUUAUCAACACACUUUACUGCCAGCAGAGUCUUUUUUUCAUACCGUUUUACGAAAUUCAAAAUUUUGCGGAACGUAUGUAGACAAUAAUUUGCAUAUAACGAAUUGGAAUAGACGUUUAGGAUGUAAAUGCCAAUAUAAGCACAUCGUCGAUUGGUGUGGAUGCAGCCCAAAUGAUUUUAAAUCUGAAGACUGGUCGAGAAUUAUGGGAACCGAACAUAAAUAUCUUUUUUUCGCUCGAAAGUUCGAAGCAAUAAUUAACCAAGCAAUAAUACUACAAAUAGAAGAAUGGCUUUUUGGACCAUACACAAGCGAUUAUGCAAAUUUGAAUGCAUAUUGGCAAAAUGUAUAUCACCAUCAAGACCGAAGCCCACCUCCGGAUGAUGUUGCUUUGACGAUAUCAAACAGUUUGAUGAGACUGAUAGGCAACUCCAAUAAUUUCGAACCUCUGGAUUUGAAGGAAAUUACUAACUUCAAGCUCAAUGACGAAUACGAAGGAUUUAUCUUACGUUACACAGCAUUUUAUGAAAACACAACGAUCGAAUUAGAGACUCGGAUACGUCCAAACCACACAUGGCAGGCUUCUCGGAGUUCAGCUAUAUCAAAACGUAUUAUCAACUUCGAAGUGAGCACGGAUUUCGAUCAGAAAGAACAGAUUACGCGCAACUUUCCGAAAUUUAUGGGUCCAACAUCAGAGCCGGUACUGACCUUCCGUUUCACUGGGCUGCAGCAAAACCAUUCAUAUAAUUUGUCCGUACUUUGGGUAGAUCCAAACGGACAACUUCAAGAUUUCAACGAGUUGCACAUUGAAGACAGCCAAUCGGAGACUAUUAAUUUUUCGAAAUCAAAUCUUAAACGUCCCCUGACACCGGGAAUGUGGACUGUGAAACUUAUCAGCAAAACUCAGAUUCAUGCACAAACGAAAUUUCUCGUGACACCGUUGAGUGUUGACGGCAACAAACCAAUUCGCAGGAAUCGCGCGAAAGUUCUAAAUGCCGGAUCACGGAAUGACAUCUCCUAUCCGAAAAGCUGGCGGCAAUAUUUACUAUCGGACAAGGAUACGGAGCGUCUGAAAGAACUUGCUAGUUCUAACUCUAAGAAAUACGAUGAGAGUCUUUUCGAGUGGAUAGAUAGUCUGGUUUCGAAAUUCUUUUUAAUCCGCGGGACGUGCAGUAUCCAUGGACUCGAUGACAGGAGCAAUAGGUUUGCAAAUUGUAGAGACACAUAUUGGAGCUCUUUGGCUCCAGAUCCGAAGAGUGAUGUUUAUUCUUUAUUGAGUGUGCGACGGAGGUGAAAUUUGUAUAUUUUAUAGAUAUUUUCCGGAAAUUUUGAAUAUUUCUUGUAUAUAAUUUUUUGCAUACACGAAUUCAGAGCUGCUUUCUGUUACUCGUAAAAACUUCAUCUUCCAUUCUUGCAUUUCUUUAUAUUGGCAUAAGCACAUUACUUGUAAGUAGAUAUUGAUAAGACUCAUUAUCCAAAGAUUAUGAAAGCAUUCGAGUCAUGUGUAAAUAAUGAUAUAAUUUCAAUAAUAGUAAUUUGUAAUAAAGUGUGGCAUUUACCCUCAAAGCAAGGGUACCUUAUUGUAUUUAAUGUGAACGAAAAGCUUAAGUCUGACGACAUAAUAAAACGAAAAAUGCAUGUUAAUAGGCAGAGUUUAUUGUAGCAUUUUACGGCAGGACACCUAAUCAGGAAUGCAUUUUGUGAUCUGUUUUGUGUUUUUAUAUUUCCGAAGAAAUAAUGUUGUACUUUUACAUGUACGUUUAAUUGGCUGUAAGGAAAAUUGGCAAAAUUUUGAUGUUUUGAAAUUUAAAUUUUAGAAAAAUGAAAAAUCUAAUCAAAAUAUUUCGUAAGGAAGCAGGGUCAAAAUUUAAACCUAUUUUAGACUUGGUAAACCGUAGCAACAUUUCUGUCAGGUACAGUACACCUAGUUAACCUUAAAUUAGAACUUAAUUGAGAAUCUAUUGGGCUUUUUUCAUGAAUAUAUUCUAAAAUAUUUGCUAUUUCUGCUUCGAUAUUGUUUUAAUGCUUCCACCUAAAACUGAAUUGCGAAAUCCUUUCUUCACCUGUUUGGAUCAUUUUGCACACAGAUUCAUCUAAUACUAAUUCUAGUGGACUUGCUCACUUCUACCAGAAACUCUACUCUCUGUCUUAAUGCUUUCGCAACACAGCGCAGAAAACGUGUUUUUGAUGUUAUAUGUUUUGAUAAUAACUGAAUGUGAUGUACUAAAUUUAAUUAUAAUACACCUUUAAUGUAUUCUCUACACUGUCCAGUAUAUUCAUCUUAAAAUACUUUAAUCUACUUCUAACGAAUUUGAACUAGUAAUACUUCAAAGUGUUUCAAUAAAUAAUAACGCUUCAUGCUGCUGCGGAGAUAAAAUUUAAAGAUAAAUUGGAAAUUCUAUUAUAUUUUGAAUAUGUAUUUAUAGGCUUAGGGAGAACAUAAGAAACCAUGUAUUGCCAUAAUGCGUAUUGUAUGAAGAAAAGAUUGUUAUGUAAAUAAUGUAAUAUAUAAACAUUUGAAAAAGAAAAUAAAUAUUUAUUUUGUAAGAACUGA